This is a messenger RNA of Boleophthalmus pectinirostris (great blue-spotted mudskipper), 1165 nucleotides long. RefSeq names its product modulator of smoothened a (gene mosmoa). Bases 821 to 1150 code for a protein of 109 amino acids. Gene Ontology annotation, biological process: negative regulation of smoothened signaling pathway. The record is from RefSeq and is a predicted model, not a curated record. Gene Ontology annotation, cellular component: ciliary membrane; Golgi apparatus. NCBI's taxonomy places the organism in Eukaryota, Metazoa, Chordata, Actinopteri, Gobiiformes, Gobiidae. The transcript is spliced from 2 exons.
AGCUGUGUUUGUGUGCGGUUGUGCGUCGCUCGCUGCGUGGGGGGAACUCGCCUGAUGUCAUUUGGUCAAGAGGCAGGCUGAUGUAGCGGUGAGCACACCAAGCAAAAACAAUAAUACUGCCUCAUAAACCACAUGAGGAUUAUAGAGGGGUUUCGGAUUUGAAAGAGAGAUAUCGUCGCCGCGGCCCGAGGAGGAGGUGGGAUGAGGAGCUGAGCUGCUGCUUAGCGGACUGAAGGACCAGAUGCUUUUCCAGCAGCGAAGGGAAGUGGACUCUAACCAGAAAGACAUGGUGAUGGGAGCUUGUUUUCCAGACGGAUAACGCACUUGUUAGACCGUAAGGAUUGGGCGCAGAAAGGUGCGAAGUGUUGGGUUUGUUUGCGCCACGGCUCGAUUGUCCGAGAUGUGGAGCUGCCUGUGGGCCGCAGCUCGGCUAUGUAGCUCUCCGCUAGCCGCCGCAGCUACGCCUGAUGCUGGCGCAGCCGCUGCCCGUGGCACACCGAUCUAAAGGACAAAUCAACCGGUUAGGGGCCUUGGUGCGUUGAGGAUCUUUUGUUUCCCACUGGACUGCGAAGAGCAACUGAGAUGUGAUGUUUUGGGUGCUUCUUUUGGGCCCUUUACAUUUGGGGGCUCCAGACCCGGACUUGACGCAAAGAAGCUAGUGUUGCUGCAAAAUGCACAGCAAAGACCCAGCAGCGGGCUCUUGUUAAAGGGGGCGAGGUUGAACUGAGAGCACCCGGCCUGCGUCCCCAAGCUCCGAGGUUAACUUUGGACAACCAUUGCCUCACUCAUCUGCCUCAUUUACCCACUAUCAUUUGACGAUAUGGAUAAACUCACGAUCAUUUCAGGGUGCCUGUUUCUGGCUGCAGAUAUCUUUGCAAUUGCCAGCAUCGCAAACCCAGACUGGAUCAACACGGGUGAAUCAGCAGGUGCUUUGACGGUUGGUCUGGUCCGGCAGUGUCAGACCAUCCAUGGGCGUGACCGCACCUGCAUCCCCCCGCGGCUGCCUCCUGAGUGGGUCACCACGCUCUUCUUCAUCAUCAUGGGCAUCAUCUCCCUCACCGUCACAUGUGGGCUACUGGUGGCAUCACACUGGCGCAGAGAGGCCACCAAAUACGCCCGCUGGAUCGCCUUCACUGGAAGUAAGUGUUGAGUUUAGGCAGCCUGU